This is a messenger RNA of Onthophagus taurus, 1137 nucleotides long. NCBI's taxonomy places the organism in Eukaryota, Metazoa, Arthropoda, Insecta, Coleoptera, Scarabaeidae. The record is from RefSeq and is a predicted model, not a curated record.
AUGAGAGCAAGUUUCAGACUACUGCAAGAAAAAUAUCCUCAUAUUGUACCGCUAGGAUGUUUGGCACAUUUGUUACAUUUAUUAUGUGGUGAUAUUGUUAACAGUUCAUCAAUUAAAACAAAAAUAGCAGAUGUGAUUCAAGUCACAAAAACUAUUAAAAAUAGUCAUGUGCUUAAAGCAACUUUUGAUCAAAUAGGAAGAGAAAAAGAUGUUACAGUCGCUCUUAAAUUACCAGCACUAACGCGAUGGGGUAGUUAUUUGGAUUGUUUGAAAAGUGUGGUGACUAAUAAAAGUGUUAUCCAAACCUUAGCGGUAACCGAAGGAGUAAUAAUCACAUUAGAAAUAAAGAAAAAAAUUCUUGAUGAUAACUUUUGGAAUCAUAUCCAAAAUAUGAUGUCGCUGUUAGAACCUAUAAUAAACUUAUUAAUAAAAGUGCAAUCUAAUGAACCACAAAUACAUAUUGUCUAUAGAGAAUUAACAAAACUGGAGUCGACUUUAAUGGACAUCAUUAAUGUCAUCAAUUUCGAAGAAUUCGAAAAGGAUAAUAUUAUUAAAAAAUUGGUCGACAGAAAGAAGUUUGCACUAGGCGACAUACAUUUUGCCGCAGAUUUGUUAAAUCCAUCAACUCAGGGGUGCGAUUUAAAUCCCACUCAGUUGUUGGACGCAAUGACAUUUAUAUAUAAUAUGGGAAAGCAUUCUCAUAUAAAUGAAAUAAAGUUAAGAUCCGAGUUAGUAAAUUUUCGUGACAAAGAAGAUAUAUGGGCAAAAACCAUUUUAUGGGACGGACAUGAUUCUAUGCCACCACUUUUAUGGUGGAGAGGUUUGAGGGGAACUUGCGAAUUGGCAGAUAUCGCCAUUCGGAUAUUAAGUGCACCCAUAACAUCAGCGGCAACAGAAAGAACCUUUAGCGCGUUUAGUUGGCUGCACUGCAAAAAAAGAAAUCGGCUGACUACGACAAAUGCCGCUAAAUUAACAUAUUUAACUUACAAUGAUAAGCUAUUAAAUACAUAUAAAAGUAACACAAACCAAAAUAUAACAGAUACCGACAAAAAUGAAGAAAGCGACGAUGAAAUGGACGAAGACGAGCAAUUGUCAACGAUUGAAGACAUAUCAUCAGACGAAUCUGUCUUAAUUUAG